UUCACUCUGUUCGCGGACUGUGUUCUGGUUAUCAGCGCAAUAGGCAGCAGGCUUACGGUGGAAAUAUUAAAAAAGAAAAGGAAAAAAAAAAUCGCUUCGCUUUCAGCUCAACAAGGACAGACUGAGGCUCCGUGUCCCUCCGUGGGGCUGCUCCGGGUCCACGGCCUGAUCUGUACUGGCAGUGGAUCCGCUGCAGCUGAAGCCUUCGAGAUGCUCCGAGCUCUCUGCAGCUGCACAGUAACAGCGUCACCGAUACCGGCCUGGGGACACAGCUAUGUUUUUCAGACGGAGAGCCAGGAUGUUGCGAUGGCUGGUGUGUGGUCGGUUGGGUCCGGUUUGGAUGUGGAAAGCGUUGCUACUCUUUGUGGCCAUUGCUUUUGCCGGCCAGCUGCUGGGGAUCAUUUUCAACAAGAGCAGUGUCCAACCAGCUGCUCACUCCAUCUUUUCAUCCCCUGAUGCCCAGGGGCCCGCUCUGGGCUCCUGUCAGCCCCACACUCACAUCAUGUUCCUCAAGACCCACAAGACAGCAAGCAGCACAGUGCUCAACAUGCUGUACCGCUUUGGAGAGGAGCGCAACCUUCGCUUUGCUCUUCCACUGGGCUACCAGCUGGGCUACCCACUACCUUUCAAUGCUCACCGAGUCAAAGGUUAUCGAAGUCCCAGAGCCAUGGAAUUUCACAUCAUGGGCAAUCACAUGAGAUUUAAUAAGCUGGAGGUGGAGAAAGUGAUGCCUGCAGACACAUUCUACUUUUCUAUCAUCAGGGACCCAGUUGCACUGGCUGAGUCCUCCUUUGCCUAUUACAAAGAAGUAGCUCCUGCCUUUCGGAAGGCAAAAGGGUUGGGUGACUUUGCUGACGACCCUAAUAAAUACUAUGACCCUCGUCUUCGCAACAAUCAUUAUGCCCGCAACCUACUGUGGUUUGACUUUGGCAUGGACAAUAAUGCAAAUUUUUCUGUGGAACUAGCUCAACGGGGUGAGGCCAUGAUCCGCCAGACAUUCAGACUGAUUCUUGUGUCUGAGUACUUUGACCAGUCUAUGAUCCUACUGAGACAUGCCCUCUGCUGGCCACUAGACACUGUAGUCUCAUUCAGCCUUAAUGCUCGACAGCAAAAGCCCAGCAGCAACAGCAUGAUGAGUGGAAGCUGGGUGGGCAAAGCUGCUCUAGCGGCUGGAGUUGGUGCUAGACCUGGACGUUUACAAGCAAAGAUACUGCCCAAUCUGUCAUUAACAGAUGAUCAGCGGGAGAAGCUGCGCCAGUGGAAUGCCUUAGAUUGGUACCUAUACAAAGCCUUCAACCGCACAUUCUGGGAGGAAAUCAAGAGAUUUGGUCAUGCCCAGAUGGAGCAAGAAGUGGCUCUUCUCAGGAUGCGGCGGGAAGACCUGGGCCGAGUUUGUCUCAGGGAUGGUGGGAAGCCCGUGGAGGCCUACAGGAUACGAGACAAAAAUAUCAGACCCUUCCAGAGUGGAUUAGUAAAGAUUCUUGGCUAUGAGCUCCAUCCGGGCCUUGACAAUGCCACCAAGAUGGCCUGUCUGAGGAUGAUCAGGCCUGAGAUCCAAUACAAAGAUGUGCUGGAUAGUAAACAGUUCCCACGGGCACCUGCUGUCCAAGUUCAGCUAGGACAACAGGGCCAGGGACUGAUGGUAGCACCUGGUGGCACUUUUGUAAGACAAGAUUCAUCUAGGACAGGAGAGAAAUUGAUGAAGGGGGAGGCUGGAGGGAGGACAGUAGAGGACGAGGUAAGAGACUGGAAUGGGAGCCGUUUAAUGAGGAGUAACCAGACUUUAAAACGAGGGCAAGAAAAAGGAAGGCUGAGAUAGUUUGAGUUACCUUAAUAAAUAUGUUACCUUUGGUUUUGGAGCAGAUGGACUAGUGACCACUGAGCCAAAAUUAGUCUACAAAUGAGGAAGCAAAAAGCUUUUCAUUUCCACUUCCACUUUUCUCUCUCUCUGUUUAAUUAGUGUAAUGUUUCUGGAUUGGCAUGUCUUCAUGUUUGGCAAUGUUGGGAAUUCCUUCUUAUUACAUGGACAUAUGUGACAGCCUAUUUUAUUAUUGUAAGAGUUCAGAUUUUCUUAUUGACCCUGUGUAAAUGCUUAAAUGAAAUAAAAGGUACAUGUUGUUCCAAGUUUACAAAGAA
This is a messenger RNA of Archocentrus centrarchus (flier cichlid), 2136 nucleotides long. It is a transcript of the gene gal3st4, whose product is annotated as galactose-3-O-sulfotransferase 4. Gene Ontology annotation, molecular function: galactosylceramide sulfotransferase activity. The record is from RefSeq and is a predicted model, not a curated record. NCBI's taxonomy places the organism in Eukaryota, Metazoa, Chordata, Actinopteri, Cichliformes, Cichlidae. The coding region runs from base 275 to 1819 and encodes 514 amino acids. Gene Ontology annotation, biological process: glycolipid biosynthetic process. The transcript is spliced from 4 exons. Gene Ontology annotation, cellular component: membrane.